Messenger RNA from Mercurialis annua (annual mercury), 619 nucleotides. RefSeq lists its product as uncharacterized. The record is from RefSeq and is a predicted model, not a curated record. NCBI's taxonomy places the organism in Eukaryota, Viridiplantae, Streptophyta, Magnoliopsida, Malpighiales, Euphorbiaceae. The transcript is spliced from 2 exons. Bases 169 to 546 code for a protein of 125 amino acids.
CAUUAUUAUUUUUUCAAUCUCAAAACUGAAAUGUUCCUUGUAUUUUGCUCUCUUCUCUUUGCAAAUUUGUCAUUUUCCCAUGUUUAUUUCUACUAUAUAUUUCAUGAAAUUUUUCCUUCUUGUCACCUUAUAGUAUAAGCUAAAGAAAAGAAGGAAAAUAAAAAGAAAAUGUCAAGUUCUAAUAGUAAUAAUAUGGGAUUUGGUUUCAUAACUGCCUUUGCAGUUUCCGGCAGUGUCGUGUUCAUCGCUCGUCAAGUUCAUAAGCGUCUCAUCUCCAACUUCAUGAAAGAGAUUGAACUUGAAUUAAUGGGGCAAAGGAGAUCAUCAACAUGCCAAGAGAAGAAAAGGGUUCGAUUUGCAGAAGAUGUUAUAAAUCACGAAAAUGAAAAUAGGAGCCGAAAAUUGUUGAAAAUGGAAGAUUAUGUGAGAAAUUAUAAUCAUGGUGCAAAAAAAAUGGAAGCUAUGCCUUUGAAUAGGCAAGUUUUGUAUAAAGGAAUUGUUGAGUAUAGAACUCUUAAAGGUUGUAACAACUUGACAUCAGCUUGAAGGAUGUAACAACUUGACAUCAUAUGAUCAUCUUUUAAAUAAGAAAAAGAAUCAAAUUUCAUUGAUUUUUUAU